CGUGUCUUCCCGAGGCGGCGGCGGCGGCGGCGACGAGGAGGCCAAGAUGGCGGCCUCCAUAGUGGCGGGGGCCUGCCGGGGUUGCCAGGGGCAAGGAGCCCGGCUCUUUUGGCGGGGCCUGGGCAGCUGUGCCAGGCGGGCAGCCCCCGACAAAGAGACCCACUUCGGGUUCCAGACCGUGUCGGAGGCGGAGAAGGGAGAGAAGGUUUACCAGGUUUUUGAAAAUGUGGCCAAGAAGUACGAUCUCAUGAACGAUUCCAUGAGUCUGGGGAUCCAUCGCGUGUGGAAAGAUAUCCUGCUGCGACACAUGAACCCGUACCCUGGGACCCAGUUACUUGAUGUAGCCGGAGGGACAGGUGACAUUGCCUUUCGGUUUAUCAAUUCUGUUCGAUCCCAGCGGGAACAUCAGGUUCGACAGAAGCUGAGAUCCCAUCAGAAUUUAUCGUGGCAGGAGAUUACCAACCUUUACCAGGAAGAGGAGCAUCAGUCCUUGGGAGGAUCCCAGGUGGUGAUCUGUGACAUUAAUGCAGAAAUGCUCAAGGUUGGGAAGCAGAAAUCGCAACAUCUUGGCUACUCGGAAGGAUUGUCCUGGGUUGUUGGAAAUGCUGAAGAGCUGCCCUUCAAUGAUGACAAGUUUGACAUUUACACAAUUGCUUUUGGUAUCCGGAAUGUCACUCACAUCGACCAGGCCCUUCAGGAGGCCUAUCGAGUCCUGAAACCAGGGGGACGGUUUCUUUGUCUGGAAUUCAGUCAAGUGAACAACUCCAUCAUUUCAAGUUUGUACGAUCUGUAUAGCUUCCAAGUUAUUCCUGUGUUGGGUGAGGUUAUUGCUGGGGAUUGGAAAGCCUACCAAUAUCUUGUGGAAAGCAUCAGGCGCUUUCCUGCCCAGGAUGAAUUCAAGGAGAUGAUUGAAGAUGCAGGCUUUCUGAAGGUGGAAUAUCAGAACCUGAGUUCAGGCAUUGUGGCUAUUCAUUCUGGUUUCAAGCUGUGAUGGUCCUCUUGUACAUCUUUGGAUAGGAAAACAUUACCAGGGUGAUGAAGAGAUUUUUCUGAUGAUAAAAUAUCAAUUCACCCAGUUGGGCCUUCCUGUGUGCACUCACUGGCCAAGUCAUUGUAAGUGACUUCGGAGAAGAACUGGUCCCUUGGAAGAAUCAGAAUGACAGGUUUCAGAAGGGGCAACUGUUCUGUUUUGGAGGUUGCUUGUCAACUACACCCACUUGAAGCAGUUCCUCAUAAUGCUGGGCAACACAAGAACUUGAUACUACUACUCGAAACUGGGACUUGAGAAAAAUUACUUUUAUAUCAGAGGCUUUUAAAGGGGACAGUUGCAUGAUACAUUUCCAAGAAUUCUGUUUUUAUCAUUGCAGCUGCUCUUGGGUUAGCAGUGUGAGACAAAGAAAAUGAACAACACAAACAGGCCUGUAAAAGUCUGUACUUAUUUCUAAGUAGCUCUGAUUUAUUCUAUCAACAGAUAGAAGUGGCUGAAGUUUCUUGGUGUAUUUAUUAAAAUAUUUAGAUUUUCAA
Molecule: messenger RNA, 1524 nt
Organism: Sceloporus undulatus (fence lizard)
Lineage: Eukaryota; Metazoa; Chordata; Lepidosauria; Squamata; Phrynosomatidae
Gene: COQ5
Product: coenzyme Q5, methyltransferase
Exons: 7
Coding region: 47-991 (314 amino acids)
Biological process (GO): ubiquinone biosynthetic process
Molecular function (GO): methyltransferase activity
Source: RefSeq, a predicted model, not a curated record